Plutella xylostella (diamondback moth) is the source of this 2659-nucleotide messenger RNA. Its product is annotated as gametogenetin-binding protein 2-like. NCBI's taxonomy places the organism in Eukaryota, Metazoa, Arthropoda, Insecta, Lepidoptera, Plutellidae. The record is from RefSeq and is a predicted model, not a curated record. Gene Ontology annotation, cellular component: nucleus; cytoplasm.
CCGUCACAUCAAUUAUUAUUCGUCAACGGAAGUCAGUCAACACGACGUGUUAUUUCUUUGAGAAAAGCCUAUAAAUCGGCUUAUUUCUGAUUUCCGAUAGUGAUUUUAUGUGAAUAAUUGCAAAAAUGGCUAAAUUGGUCGAUAUCUAUAAUAGCGAAAAGGAGCCCGUCAUGAAGAGGCGGCAAUUACCGCUAAACAUCUACGAAAAUCUUACCAUGAUUAUGGAUUUGAACACAAUGGGGCUCAUUUGUGAUAAUCCGCAAGUGAAAGGUCGCGAGUACGACGACUUUGCUCGCAAAUAUCGCAUCCUAAGCGCGGACGAGCUGAAGGCUGCAUUGAGAGUUGAUGCCUCUGAUAUCUUUAAUGUAUUAAAUCAAAGCAUUCCUUGUGUUGGCUGUCGGAGAAGUGUGGAGCGCCUAUUUUACCAGUUAUGUAAAUCAGGACAUCCCACGUUGGACCCUCUAGUAUUAUCUCCAGAUGAAGUAAUGACAAUAAGAGAAGACAAAAUCACACAUCCGCAGUCUCUGGCAUCACUGUUAAAUGGACACAGCACCGGCAUAGAAUGCCUGAUCCUCAGCCAGCCGCGGUGGAAGAAGUCUCAGCGUUGCCCCCUGCACUCCCUCGAGGCGGGCGGCGCGCGCGGCUGGGGCUGCGGCUGGGGCGCGUGGGGCGGGCGGGCGGCGUGGCGCGCGGCGUGGGACGCCAUGCGAGCCCCCGCCAGGGACCACGUCACGCUGGUCCACUUUAAUACGCUACACGAUACGCUGCACAACUACUUGAGGAAACAUCGCUUCUGCGCCGAUUGUAAAACUAAGGUCCUCCGCGCCUACCAACUGCUCGUCGAAGACAAAGAGCCGCAAAAAGAGAAAGGCUACGUCGGCGCUCUCUACGGGGGCAUCAAGCGCUGCCUGCCGGAGCAGCACCUGCACCUGCAGGGCAGCUCGGAGUACGUGGCGCAGCUGCUGGCGCGCGCCGAGCCCGAGCUGCUCGGCGGCCACCGCGAGCGGCACGCGAAGACCAUCGAGAUCGCGCAGGAGGAGGUGCUAAUAUGCCUCGGCAUCUGCAUCUACGAGCGUCUCCAGCGCAUCUCCCUCCGCCUUCGCGAGGAAGAAGGCACGUGCCAAACACUAGCCGCGGUCGGAGUAGAGGCCCUCUACCGCAAGUUUGAAACCGCGGUCGAACUCAAGAGUGGGGUCUCCAAGCUUCAGUUGUUGUAUGAUGAGAUUACUCAGGAAGAGCUGACGCGGCAGCAGAGGAAGGAGCAGAAGAAACUGAAGAGGCGCAAGAAGAAAGAGAGGCUGGCGGUUGAGAGCAAGUGCAAGGAAGGCGACUCCGAAGAGCCAGAAGAGAAGUGCGAGUGUGAAGAAUGCCUCCUCGAAGAGCGCGACACUCCCACCGACCUACUCUCAGCCGGGUGCUGCGAGUUCCCGGGCGACUGUAGUGGUUGUAGCGAGCCCAAGAAGAAGGGCAAGAAGCAGGAGCGGUCUGAGCAUACGCUGGAUUGCGGGUACUCUUCAGGCAACACGGGCGGGUGCUGCGAGCUGUCCGGCUCGUCGCUGGGCAGCUCGCCCGAGGGCUCGGAGGUGGCGUGCUCGGACGGGUUCUGCAACCACGAGCCGCCCGCCCGGCGCGCCUGCCCCGCCUUCACGCUGUCGUUGCAGGAGAUGCUGCUCGAUAUAUCAUCAUCGGACGAGGAACACGAUACAAGUUACAUACCAAUAGAGGAAGUAAUGGAAUUCAAAGCGCGCAGGAACAUAACAGAGAAAAGACAGGAACUCCGACAGAACCUGCGCCAGAAGUUUGAGAAACUGUGCGUCACGCCGGCGGCCAAGCCAGUGGCGCCCCCUACCCAAGCCAAGUAACCACGCGGGGCAGUUGCUGCUAUUGCUAAAAUAAUAAUAGUCAUUCUACUCCUUAGACCGAACAGAAAAAAUAAAAUCAUGGUUUACUUAUCCGUAUACAUAUUGCGAAACAAUCGAAAUCAUUUUAAAAUAUUAUAUACUGAAAAUAUAUAGAUUUCAAUUCCAUAUACGAGAAUGAAAUGCAUGCUCUUGAAUAAGUUUCUCAAUUACCUACAUAUAUCACGUGGUGACUGUUUGAUUUUAACGAUAGCAAUAUAAACUCUUGCACUCGAUAGAAUCUUCCAUUUAGAUAAUAUAUAGGGAAGUUUUAUUUUGUUGUGUGGGGAUUUCGUUGGCCUUAUUUUAUGUGAAAUGUCUAUCAGCUAGCCUGAGUGAGUUGUACUCAUGCUUGGAAGCUUCUAGAGUAGACGGCUUCGUAUGUUCAUUGAACUUAUUAUACAAACUGUCUACAUAAAGAAAAAUAUUCUUAAGGCAAUAAGUAAUUCUAUAAAGUGAAGAAGAUUCCAAACACAAUUGAGAAUGAAUUGACUGGAUAAACCCAGCAUUUAAAAAAUAUUUACUAUUUAAAAUGUUAGAAUGCUUAGUAAUCAAAUAUUUAAAGUAGCAUUUUUUGAUCAAAUUAUUUUAAUUUCAAUGCUUUAUGUGACUCAAUAUAAUGGUAAAUGAUGGUUAUUAUACUGCUCGUUUUCAAGAAGCCUUAAUAAGUGUGAAGUUGGGAUUACCUUGGCAGUUUUGCCAUUGUUAUUAAUAUCAUGAAACAUUUGUAACUCAGUUUUAAAUAUAUUAUCAAUACAUGA